CCGCUCCAGCUCGCUAGCAGAGACACCUCCGCCUUCCCCCAGCCGCGGCAGAAGCUUCAGCAGGAACAGCCUAGGCGGUGUGGGCUCACUGGGGGCCCCUCCGAGUCCGGGGAGGCGGGUAAUGGUCUGGGUGCUUGCGAAGGAGGCAGCGCGGCGCCCCAAGAUCCCGGGCUAGGAGGCGGGGAAUCCUUUAGAGCAGAGGCGGCGGCCUCUGGGCAGUGACAGGUGCAGAGUCCCAACAGAGAGGGAAGAAAAGGAGGAGCUGCUCCCAGGCACUGGGACCCACCUGCAGCAGCAGGAGUAACAGCGAUGCCGACCAUGCGGAGAACCGUGUCCGAGAUCCGCUCCCGGGCCGAGGGCUAUGAGAAGACAGAUGAUGUUUCAGAGAAAACUUCGCUGGCUGAUCAGGAAGAAAUAAGGACUAUAUUUCUCAACCAACCUCAACUGACCAAGUUCUGCAAUAACCACGUGAGCACAGCCAAGUACAACAUCAUCACAUUCCUGCCAAGAUUUCUGUACUCUCAGUUCAGAAGAGCUGCAAAUUCAUUUUUUCUCUUUAUUGCAUUGCUUCAGCAAAUACCUGAUGUGUCACCAACAGGUCGCUAUACAACACUGGUUCCUCUCUUAUUUAUCUUAGCAGUGGCAGCUAUCAAGGAGAUCAUCGAAGAUAUUAAACGGCACAAGGCUGAUAAUGCAGUGAAUAAGAAGCAGACACAAGUUUUGAGAAAUGGUGCUUGGGAAAUUGUUCACUGGGAAAAGGUGGCAGUAGGGGAGAUAGUGAGAGUGACCAAUGGGGAACACCUCCCAGCAGAUCUCAUCAGUCUUUCUUCAAGUGAACCCCAGGCCAUGUGUUACAUUGAAACAUCCAACUUAGAUGGUGAAACUAACCUGAAAAUACGACAGGGUUUGCCAGCAACAUCAGAGAUUAAGGAUAUUGACAGUUUAAUGAGAAUUUCUGGCAGAAUUGAGUGUGAGAGUCCUAAUCGACAUCUUUAUGAUUUUGUUGGCAAUAUUAGGCUUGAUGGACAUGGAACUGUUCCCUUGGGAGCUGAUCAAAUUCUUCUACGAGGAGCUCAAUUGAGAAAUACACAGUGGGUUCAUGGAAUAGUGGUCUAUACUGGACAUGAUACCAAGCUUAUGCAGAAUUCAACAAGCCCACCCCUGAAGCUCUCCAAUGUGGAACGGAUUACAAACAUACAAAUUCUGAUUUUAUUUUGUAUCUUGAUUGCCAUGUCUCUAAUCUGUUCCAUUGGUUCAGCUAUUUGGAAUCGAAGGCAUUCUGGAAGGGACUGGUAUCUCAAUCUCAAUUAUGGUGGAGCUAACAAUUUUGGAUUGAAUUUCUUGACUUUUAUCAUCCUUUUCAACAACCUCAUUCCAAUCAGCUUGUUGGUUACAUUGGAAGUUGUUAAAUUUACCCAGGCUUACUUCAUAAAUUGGGAUCUAGAUAUGCACUAUGAACCUACAGACACUUCUGCUAUGGCUCGGACAUCCAAUCUUAAUGAAGAACUUGGCCAGGUUAAAUACAUAUUUUCUGACAAAACUGGUACCCUGACUUGCAAUGUAAUGCAGUUUAAGAAAUGUACAAUAGCCGGAAUUGCUUAUGGCCAUUUCCCUGAACCUGAGGAUUAUGGGUACUCUACUGAAGAUUGGCAGGGCUCACAGCCUGGAGAAGAAAAAACAUUUAAUGAUUCAUCAUUGCUGGAAAAUCUCCAAAGUAAUCAUCCAACUGCACCUAUUAUAUGCGAAUUUCUUACAAUGAUGGCCAUUUGUCAUACAGCAGUACCAGAACGAGAAGGUGAUAAGAUUAUUUACCAAGCAGCAUCUCCAGAUGAAGGAGCCCUGGUCAGAGCUGCUAAACAGUUGAACUUUGUUUUCACUGGAAGAACACCUGAUUCAGUCAUCAUAGAUUCUCUUGGACAGGAAGAAAGAUAUGAAUUACUUAAUGUCCUGGAGUUCACCAGCACCAGAAAAAGAAUGUCAGUGAUUGUCCGCACUCCAUCUGGGAAGUUACGGCUCUACUGCAAAGGAGCAGACACUGUAAUUUAUGAUCGUCUAGCUGAAAGUUCAAAAUAUAAGGAAAUUACUUUAAAACAUUUAGAGCAGUUUGCUACAGAAGGGUUAAGGACUUUGUGUUUUGCUGUGGCUGAGAUUUCAGAAAGUGACUUUCAGGAAUGGCGUUCAGUAUAUGAGCGAGCGUCAAGUGCUAUACAAAACAGGUUGCUCAAACUGGAGGAGAGUUAUGAGUUAAUUGAAAAGAAUCUUCAGCUACUUGGAGCCACAGCCAUUGAAGACAGAUUACAGGAUCAAGUGCCUGAGACCAUAGAGACUCUGAUGAAAGCUGACAUCAAAAUCUGGAUCCUCACAGGAGAUAAGCAAGAAACUGCCAUUAACAUUGGGCAUUCUUGCAAACUUUUGAAGAAGAACAUGGGCAUGAUCGUCAUAAACGAAGGGUGUCUUGAUGCAACAAGAGAAACCCUCAGCCAUCAUUGUACUACCCUUGGUGAUGCUCUCAGGAAGGAAAAUGAUUUUGCUCUAAUAAUCGAUGGCAAAACUCUGAAGUAUGCCUUAACAUUUGGAGUGAGACAGUACUUCCUGGAUUUAGCUUUGUCCUGCAAAGCUGUUAUUUGUUGCAGGGUAUCACCUCUGCAAAAAUCUGAAGUUGUAGAGAUGGUUAAAAAACAAGUUAAAGUCAUAACACUGGCAAUUGGGGAUGGAGCAAAUGAUGUUAGCAUGAUACAGACAGCACAUGUUGGUGUUGGCAUAAGUGGCAAUGAAGGACUGCAAGCAGCUAAUUCUUCUGAUUACUCCAUUGCACAGUUCAAGUAUCUGAAGAACUUACUGAUGGUCCAUGGAGCCUGGAACUACAACCGAGUGUCCAAAUGUAUCCUCUACUGCUUCUACAAGAAUAUAGUGCUCUAUAUUAUCGAGAUCUGGUUUGCCUUUGUAAAUGGCUUUUCUGGACAAAUUCUGUUUGAACGCUGGUGUAUAGGCCUUUACAACGUGAUGUUUACUGCAAUGCCUCCACUCACUCUUGGAAUAUUUGAGAGAUCUUGUCGAAAAGAGAAUAUGCUGAAGUAUCCAGAAUUAUACAAAACGUCUCAGAAUGCAUUGGAUUUCAACACUAAGGUUUUCUGGGUUCAUUGUUUAAAUGGCCUCUUCCACUCAGUUAUUCUGUUUUGGUUUCCACUAAAAGCCCUCCAGUAUGGUACCGUGUUUGGAAAUGGAAAAACUUCUGAUUAUCUGUUGUUGGGAAACAUUGUUUACACUUUUGUAGUGAUUACUGUGUGUUUGAAAGCUGGAUUGGAGACAUCAUAUUGGACUUUGUUCAGCCAUAUAGCAAUUUGGGGCAGCAUUGCACUCUGGGUGGUGUUUUUUGGAAUCUACUCAUCUUUAUGGCCUGCUGUUCCUAUGGCACCUGAUAUGUCAGGAGAGGCAGCCAUGCUCUUUAGUUCUGGAGUCUUCUGGAUGGGACUAUUAUUUAUUCCUGUGACAUCUUUGCUUCUUGACAUUGUAUACAAAGUAAUCAAGAGAGCCACUUUUAAAACACUGGUUGAUGAAGUUCAGGAGCUGGAGGCAAAAUCCCAAGAUCCAGGGGCAGUUGUGCAUGGAAAAAGUCUAACAGAAAGAGCACAACUUUUGAAGAAUGUCUUUAAGAAAAAUCAUGUGAACUUGUACCGUUCUGAGUCUUUGCAACAAAACCUACUCCAUGGGUAUGCUUUCUCUCAAGAUGAAAAUGGAAUAGUUUCACAGUCUGAAGUGAUUAGAGCUUAUGACACCACAAAACAAAGACCAGAUGAAUGGUGAAAGGGGCUUUGCUUAAGAAGUGGGCUCGAAUUCUUACUUCCGUAAGACAACCUACUAGGUCUUUACUGGAAUCCGAGAAAUAAUUCCAGACCAGGAAGUUACAGAAAAGAUCCGUGCUGAUGUCGUUGCGUGAAGUUCAGAUUCAUCUGUUCUGUAGACAUAAGCACUGUGCGACUAUACUGUAACAACAUCUCUUUCAAAGUUUUAUAAACAAGUAUUUGCUUAAUCUUUGUAAACAGAAGUUGAAAAUGACCUUGUAUCCUGCCAGACUGCUUACUUAAAAUGAGGCUCUUUCGGUGUUGUUCUUACUCCACACCUUGGGAUAAAGCUAAUGCUGAGGUUACUGAAUAUACCAUGAUGACAGACCUUUACCAUUUAUGAAAAAUGUGAAAUGGCAUUAUGUCAAAGAGGGACUGGUAACAAGACUCAGAUUCAAAAUGAGCUGAAAACCAGCAUUUUUAAGGGGCGGACUCACCUUCUUGAGCAAAAUGUCUAAGCAAGGCAUCAAUUGUUAGUUGUCAAAACCGUCCUAAUAAAUGUUUGCCAAAGAAGUUCAAUAAAUGUAUUUCUCUUUCAGUAGCCAUUUGCACAGAAAUGUCAAAGGAAGUUUCCUUCUUGUCAUUUUGUCAGAACUGCAUGCCUGACUUUUUAUCUAUAAGAUGAUCAGUUUGCAAAAAUGAGUCAAAUUCAGGUUUUGUCUAUGGCGUUUGCUACUAAAAUCUGUAACGUUUUGCACCUUCAGCCUUACGAAUGCUUCUUUCUUCCUUGUCUCGUUUAUCUGUCAGUGUCAGAGAGAUACAUUUUAAUGUGGCUACCCUCUUAGUUGUGAUGGUAAUUUUCUAAUGUUGUGUUUAUAUCUAUUAGCCAGCUCUAGUGUAUUUCCAUCUUUUUCUAUGAUGUUUCUGCUCUAAAUUUUGUGGCCUGACAUGGUAUUGUAAAGUCCUAAGAGGAGCUUUUUUUUUCCACUUGAGAAAAAUACAUUUGCAUAUUUAUAUGAUAUUUCCAAAGUUUCUGUUCAAAUAUUUGGAAUACCACAUCAGAUAAAUGCAUUUGCUUUUAUAAUCUACUUUGGUUUUACCUUCCAAUUCCCUAGAUGUUACUGCUGUCUUAUACAGCCAAACCAUGUGUCAUCUAUAUUUAAGAAUGAGUAAUUAGUUUGCAGUUCAGUUGUCAGAGGUAGCUACCGCAUUUCUUUUAACUAAAAUUAAUCACGUGCUAAUGGAAAAAACACAUUUUCAACUUACAAAAAAAAUUGCCCAUUUUACCCAAGUCAUAGUUUGGAAAUGAGGAGCACUUCUCAUUAUAAAUAGGUUGUAUUGAUAUAUUUCUUAAAUGAAUGUUUACUUCAUUUAGCACUUCUGAACCAUCUAUUAAAAAUGCCUAUUUUGCUACCAAAAGCAAGUGACAAAAUAUAUUUGACAAAGCAUGAACAAAUUUGUAUUCCCAUUUUAAACAUAUUGCUUUUAUUUUAGAUAAAGAGAAUUCCAAUUUUCAGAUACAUAUACAGAUUGAAACACGUGUUGCCUUUUAGUGAGUAGCAGAUUUUGCCUUUCAGUGGACUUAGAUUCCUAAGAGAUGAAACAUGCUUUUUUUUCUUAAGCAAAGCCUUUUGUUGGGUUGGGUUUUUUUGAAAAAUUUUUUUUAUGUAAAACAUUUCCAUAUUAGUCAUUUCGUAAGCCUUUUGUUUUUAAGAAAGGAGAGCUUACUAAAUCAACCUUUGAGUUUCACAGGUACACAGUCAUUAUUCUAAAUUCAAAUCUGAAAUAAUUAGGUCAUAUCUUAAGGGCAUCUGAGGUCCCUUUCAGUUUUGGACUUCUUUGGUUCUAUGGCAAUCAUUUCACUCACUGUAUCCGCAGCUAUUCUCUACUUACUCCUUUGCCAAGUAAAUUCCCCUUCCUUCCUCUCUGUCAAAUCUGAAUCUACAGAAAGAUGUCACACAUUCAAUUUAGUUUUAGUCUAGGGUCUGUUCACUUCCAACCCAUAUUCAGAGAUAUAGAUUUAAGGAAUCAUAAUCCAGAAAGAUCAUUGAAAAGUUUUGUAUUGAAUGGUAGAGCUAUUUUCUGAAUUAUGUCAUCUUUGAAGUUUAAAAUUUAUAAUGUCUAAAAAUAUUUAUUCCUUCUUUUAAAUGUGUCUUUAGUCAACCCUUCCCUGGGUCCAUAUAUGCUUUUAUGUUCUACCCAAGUGAAAACAGUUUAGAUAAAACCACAAAUAUUCAAAAAGAAGUAAAUAUAUCCCAUCUGCAAAAAAAACAGGGCUUUCAAAAAGAUUCAUCUUCUACUUCUAUUUCCUGCCCCUCAUCAGUCUCACUCUUCCCAAGACCUUAACUUCCAAAAGUUAUCAAUGGGAUAGAAUUGAAUUUCUUGGCCUGAAGGUAAUAUUUAAAUUAUUGAUCCAUGAUUUACUUUGGUGAAAUUCGUUAACAUUAAUAGGAUAUACCUAUAUAAAUGGUUCUCUUUAAAUUUACAAAAUUAAACACUAAUCUAUCAUGACUCAAUUUCUACUAGCAGUUGAGUUACAGUCUGGCAUAGAGAAUAGGGUGCUGGAUUUAAAGAAAAGAAGACAAUUCAAAUUCUGCCACUGAUACUUAGUGUGGCCAACAUAAUUUACCUCUCUGAGCCUCAUUUGCCUCAUCUCUAGAGUGAAGACUAUAAUCCCUGUAGUACCUGUUUCAUGGGGUUGGUAGGAUAUUAUAAAAUGAGAAUAUAAAGCAUUUUGUAAACUUUCAAGCACUAUUCUGUUAUCAGUAUUAUCCACAUUUCUGUUCCAAAAAAAGAAUCUUUUAACAGAAAAAGCCAUCUCUUUGUUUUCAUUAAAUCAAACCUUAGUGAAACUUAAAAUAUGCUAUUUAAUCAUAGGGUCUUUACCUUUAUAAAGCAAAUAACAACUACUCUAAGAUUUCUUGUUACCUUCUUUGUAAGAAAAAACGUUUUCGCAGGAUUAAUAGAGCUGAGGUACACUCAUUCUACCUUCCUCUCUUUGUAGCCUAUUCCAAGGCAGAAUGUCUGUCUUGGAAAUCAGACAUCCCAUGUUGAUUUUUACUAUUAGGCACAAAGGAAACAUUGCUUCACAAGAACUACCACUAUAAAUUUGAGUCCAUGUGGAAAUCUUAACUUAUCUAGCUGUAUCAGGAUUUUGAUUGUAUAUUUGCACCAAGCAUUUGCUUAUUUUCUAAAAAAAAAUUAACAACCUAAUGGUGUUUCUCAGGAAGUUAGUAAAAAAAUGUGGAAAUGGUCCAGAUACUUUAGUGGAGAAAAAAGACUUUAGGCAAUCCUUGCCUAUUACUAACCAGGUCAGAUGUGCAACACACUUUAACAUGUUCCCUGCUCAAUAGAGUAGUUUCAUGCAUUUUGUGUAUGCUUAUUAAACUAAGCCAGUGACUCCUGCUAAUUUCAAGCAAGUAAAAUGGUCAGUUAUUGAAUAUUAAAUCUUAUUGUGAAAUAUUAUAAUUUCUGAACUCAGUAUUGUGAAAUUCUGCAAAAUGUGUAGUGCUUAAUAAUAACUUUGUAUUUAAAAUCCCCUUUCAUAAACAAUGCCAACUAUAAAUCAUUGAUUUCUUACAAACAGUUGUGAAAUGCUUAUAACCAUGUCAUAAUUAUUGCAUAGCUAAGUAAUCCUCAAUGGUUUUUGUAUGUAUGUGAAAUUGCCUUUUGGCAGCUCCUCAUUUGAAAAGUCUUUCUGCAAAUAAAUCAGUAGGCCUAGGAAUAAUCAGUUUCUAACAAAAAUUGUUCCCCCACAUAACUGCUAGACACACACACACACACGGACCAGGUUUGUGUGGUUCUCUUUGUAAAGCAUGUAACACCACCCAUGAUUAGGUGCCUAAUAAAUGAGAUGAUGAUGAUGAUAGUGAAAAUUUCUACUAUGCCUAUGAAAGGUUACCAUAUUGUGAAUUUUUUCUCAUUUAAAUUACUAAAUGUCAUUUAUGAAAUUUCUACUUUGUUGCAUUUUAAUUAACCUUGGACAGCUAUAAAAUUGGGAUGUAUGUUAAAUUUUAAAGGAAAGGAAAUGAAUUUUUCCCUUUUAAAAUCUCAAUUCACUUUCUAUGUAAAAGCAGCUGUGUUUUUGAUGAGUUUAUGGUUUGUCUGCAUGAAUUAAUAUUUUGAAAUGGCCUAAGCAAAUGCAUGGCUUUUGCUAUAAAUCUUGAUAUUUCUUUCUGCCUUCCAAAGUCAUAUCAUAGUAUAUCCAAGAAUUAGUGUUUGGUAGGCAAAAUGAUUGGUCCUCAGUUUGACCUUUUUAGACAAGUAUAUUCUUUUCAAACAAAUUUCAGCAGAUUUAACUAAAUCAUUUAUUUGGAUUGAUUGACUGAAUUUUGCGUUUUAAAGUUUCUUGGCAAAUAAACCUCUUAAGUAGGAAAUAUGGUAGCAUUCUGAAGAUUGGAUUUUCAUAUCUGCUUAUUCCUAAUUCUGACUUUCUAUAAGUGAAUUUCUUGUUGUAAAAAUGUGACCGGAAUAUAUAAAAAGAUUAUGUUUGUGUUUUGUUGUUCUAGAAUAGAAGCCAUAAAGACAGUUAGCAGUGGGAUUUUUCCUACCUUGAGCUUCAUUUUUGACUUAAGUAUUGCAAUGUAUAUUAAGUGAAUGUGCUGCAUUGAAAGCAGAAACUAGGCAAAACUUCAGCUUGCAUUAAAGGGAAGGUAGGAUUGUCUGACAGCACCACACUGUUACUGCAAAAGCUGUUGUGAGACCUUCACAGUUGCAUGAGUGGAGAGUUGUUUGACUCUGUGUUUAUGGUAGUUUUCUCAGGUUUGUUUUAACUUGA
Trichosurus vulpecula (common brushtail) is the source of this 8559-nucleotide messenger RNA. RefSeq names its product ATPase phospholipid transporting 8A1 (gene ATP8A1). The transcript has 37 exons. The coding region runs from base 310 to 3804 and encodes 1164 amino acids. Lineage: Eukaryota; Metazoa; Chordata; Mammalia; Diprotodontia; Phalangeridae. Gene Ontology annotation, molecular function: ATPase-coupled intramembrane lipid carrier activity; magnesium ion binding; ATP binding. Gene Ontology annotation, biological process: phospholipid translocation. Gene Ontology annotation, cellular component: plasma membrane. The record is from RefSeq and is a predicted model, not a curated record.